AUUUGCAGCUACCUAGCUAAAUGCCGCAAAGUGGUCCGCUCGCUUAUCCACCACGUUAUUGUGUAUUUUUUAUAAUCAUUUUCACAAGAGCUGGCGCUAGAGCGGGCACACACACAUUCCGUGGAAACUAUGACACAAAAGCACAUGGGUUAAUUUAAACAAUUUAAACAACAACUCGCGUCCCGUCAAAAUCAGGCUCCAGUGUAACAUUCUGACCUGCCUAGUUCAGCCCGGACUCGAGACGCCACCAAUUAUAGCGCAGCCAUUGUCCGGCUUUUGCAGACACGAGCCAUGCAGCUAGCUGUAAAAUGUCAGCAAAAGAUCCAAAAACACCCCAGAAAAAUUCCCCAUGCAGUUAGGUCGUCCUGCCAAAGUUGGGGAACUUCCCCAGCUGGUUACUCAACCCCGCUGCGCUGAGCUCCCUCAUCUGGCCAGGGACCUUUUGCUAUCCGGAUAAUGGUAUCGCUUCGACAAAGGGCCCAAUCUCUCUUAAAUAGAGCUGGUUCCCCUCCUCGGCCACUUUCGCUGGCUCUUCUGUACUUGAGUUCUUUCUGUAAUCAGAGCAAUUGACCCUCCUGUUGUUCUCAAGAUGUCUCUCUCUUCCCUUCUUCUCCCCGUCUUGGUGGCUACCUUGGCUGCUGGCUCCCCAUUGGGCCAAUUCGUUACCAAGGACGCCUUGGCUGAUGUCCCGUCCGGGUGGCAGGCGGAGGCUGCCGCCCCUGCGGAUCAUCAGCUGAGCAUUCACAUUCGUCUCAGAGAGCAGAACAUGGACAAGCUCGCCGAGCGAACUCUGCAGGCCAGCGAUCCCACACACGCCAACUACGGCCAGCACUUGUCCAAGGCUGAGGUUGAUGCUCUUACUGCCCCCAGCAAGGAGACCAUUGAUGCUGUUACCCAAUGGCUGAAGUCCCAGGGCGUCGAGGUUGGCGAGGUCAACAGCGGUUACAUCAACCCUACCAUCUCCGUGUCCCAGGCCAAGAAGCUCUUCGAUGCCGACUACAAGGUCUACAAGCACGCCGAGACUGGCCGCUCUACUGUCCGCACGACCAAGUACAGCGUCCCCCGCGCUGUUGCUGAUUCCAUUGCCAUGAUUCAGCCCACCACCCUUUUCUCUGACCUUGGUCUGGGUCAACAGCCCGUUGGCCAGGCCAUCAUCUCCAACCCCCAUGAGAAUGUCGCAAACGCUGCUGCUGCCAGCGCCGACGGCUCCAACGAUGACCCCAAGACCAUUUGCAAUGCCCAGAACAGCACCCUUACCUGCCUCCGCGCCAACUACAACAUCAAGGGCUGGACCCCCAAGCCCGGCACCACGGAGAUGGGCGUCUGCGGCUUCUUGGAGGAGGUUCCCAGCAUGCCUGACCUGAGCAAGUACCUCCAAAGAUUCACAACCAUUCCUCCUUCCACCACCAUGAAGAUUGUCUCCGUAAACGGCGGUGGCCUCGAGGCUUCUGGUCAGGGCGAGGCCAACCUCGACAGUCAAAUCACUGUCCCCGUCACUUACCCAAUGAACAACGUCUUCUACUCUGUUGGCGGCCGCCCUCCUUGGAUCCCCAUUGACGGCGCCACGAACAACACCAACGAGCCUUACCUCGACUGGCUCAAGUACACUAUCGCCAUGGACAAGCCUGCCCAGACCUACUCCAUCUCGUACGGUGAUGAUGAGCGCUCUGUGCCUGCUGACUACAUGGACGCUGUUUGCUCCCAGUUCAUGAAGCUCGGUGCUCGUGGUGUCAGUGUUCUCGUCUCUUCUGGCGACAAUGGUGUUGGCGAUACGAGCGCUUGCAAGAAAGGCACGACCGAGUAUGACCAGUUCCGCCCUUCUUUCCCUGCUACUUGCCCCUGGGUUACCGUCGUCGGCGGUACUAACCACUACGCUGACGAUGAAGAGGCUGAUGUUGAGUCUGGCGGUGGUUUCUCCAACCACUUUGACCAGCCUCAAUACCAGCGCGAUGUUGUCCACACCUACGUUCGUCGCAUUCAAGGCGAGUUCAAGGGUCACUUCAACACCUCUGGCCGUGCUUACCCCGAUGUUUCUGCCUCUUACCGUUACUACCCUGCCUACUUCCACGGCCAGGCUUACCUCUUCCGCGGAACCUCGGCUUCUGCUCCCCUCGUUGCCUCUGUCAUUUCUCUGCUCAACGAUGAGCUCGUUGCCAAGGGCAAGCCUCCUCUGGGUUUCCUCAACCCAUGGUUGUACAAGCGCGGCAACCGUGGUUUCAGAGAUAUCGCCAAGGGCCACAGCAACGGUUGCAAUACCGUCCCUGGCUUCCGUGCUAUUCAGGGCUGGGAUCCCGUCACCGGCUAUGGUGUUCCCAACUAUGAGAAGCUUAGAGGCUUGAUCUACUUGUAAAUAAGUGUAAAAGCGACUACAUUUACAUACGACUUUAUAUAAGAAGAUAAAAACUAUUUUUCAUACACCAUCU
Molecule: messenger RNA, 2423 nt
Organism: [Torrubiella] hemipterigena
Lineage: Eukaryota; Fungi; Ascomycota; Sordariomycetes; Hypocreales; Clavicipitaceae
Source: the annotation of a GenBank genome assembly